Molecule: messenger RNA, 293 nt
Organism: Ilex paraguariensis (yerba mate)
Lineage: Eukaryota; Viridiplantae; Streptophyta; Magnoliopsida; Aquifoliales; Aquifoliaceae
Source: the annotation of a GenBank genome assembly
UUCCCAGACCCCACCUUUCAUUUGAGGCGCAGCUGGUUGCUGGAAAGUCUCAUGAUUUUGGUCCCAUCAGCUGUCCUGAGCAACCAGGUCAGCCUGCAGCACUUUCUGGGAUCACCUAUGGUAGACAAAAGCAUGAUGCCGAGUUGAUAUAUCCUCAGAGGAUACACAGGCUUAAUAUAUUUCCUGCAAAUAAAACUGAGCUAGUCGAAAGGAAUGCACUUCCUACAUGGUUGGCCUACCUGUGCCUUUCCGAUAUGACUAUCUUAUGGCAGAGACAAUAUUCUCUCAGGUAA